GCUUACAAUAUGACACGUACAGUUACAAUUUGCUCCAAUUUAUUCAUGCACUAAUGACCUAAGUGAUACUACAAGGCGAAAAUAUCUUUGAAUGCAUUUCGCUUAUCUGAACUAUUUAUUCAUCAUCAAACACGAGAUGAACUAUUACGCAAUAAUUCUACUUCCUUAUUUAAGAAGACUAUAAAAGCCUGACUGUUUGAAUUGUUUUCGCUGUCAGCUAAUAAUCAUUUGAGUAGCUUUUCUGAAGGAUUGAUAUUUUCAGAUUUUCAAAGAAUGCCUCUGAAAGUGCUGUUAACGACAGUCUACUUGGUUUUCGUCUUUCUUUGUAACAAUCAAGUAACAUCGACUGGUAUUUACAGCCUUCGUUAUUAUGGCUAUAAUACACCAAUGGAGGUUGAACGCAGAUAUGAUGCAGAUUUAUUUUUGAAGGGAACAGAAACCUCACCGAAUAAUAUCACUGGGGUGACGACAAACGAAGCAGUUAACAAAUCAUCAAAGAAUAUACGGUUACCACAAACUGUAUUUCCACGCUUCUAUGAUCUACAGCUUCAAGUUCAUAUUCAUGGAAAUGCAGAUACUAAAGACUCCUAUUUUAAUGGAUCUGUCACCAUAGAGAUUCAGUGUUUAGCAGCAACUGCAGAACUCUUUAUUCAUGCUUAUCCCAAUCUCAAUGUCAGUAGGGAUCAAAUCAAAAUAUUUUCAGACGAUAAGGAAGAUUCAAAGAAGACGGAAAUUCCAAUACAGACGAUAUCCUACGAUAAAGACGCUGAAUGGUACCAUAUACAGUUAAAAGAUGCACUACAGCCCAAUGCAAGUUAUAAACUGAUAUUUGGUCAAUUUAAUUCUUCACUAAACUACGAACCGCUAGGAUUUUAUCUGAGUCGGUAUGCAGAAAAUGGAACCUAUAAGUACUUAGCAAACACACAAUUUGAGUCAACUUAUGCAAGACGUGUAUUUCCUUGUUGGGAUGAACCUGGAUUUAAGGCCGUGUUUCAGGAUCUAGAAUGGAUGUCAGGUCACCAUCAUACGCCACAAGGAUUUUAUACACUUUCAAAUAUGCCUGUUAACAACACGGUGGCGCUUCACGCUGACUGGCGUCGAGAUCAGUUUCAACCCAGUGUAAAGAUGUCUUCAUAUCUGUUGGCAUUUGUAAUUUGCCAAUUUCAUGGACUUCGUGCUGUAGAUUCAAAGGGAAGAAAUUUUACUGUUUGGGCAAGACCAGAGAAAAUUGAAUCAGCCAGGUAUGCUUUGGAUAUCGGUAGAAGAAUUCUUACAUACUUUGAAGAUUACUUUGGAGUUCCUUACCCACUUCCAAAAAUGGAUAUGGUUGCACUUCCCAACUUUAAGGCUCACGCAAUGGAAAACUGGGGUCUAAUAACAUUUAUAGAAAGUUCACUGUUGUGGGAUCCGUAUACUGGUUCAGCUGCAUCGAAGGAAUGGGUGACAGUUGUUAUUAUUCAUGAAUUGGCUCAUCAAUGGUUUGGUGACUUAGUGACGAUGAAGUGGUGGAACAACCUCUGGUUAAAUGAAGGUUUUGCAAGUUUUCUUGAAUACACUGGUACAGACUUUGUUCAACCACAUUGGAAAUACGAUGAACGAUUCAUAUUUACCGAUUUGCAAAGAGCAAUGAUCUCAGAUGCCUCCAUCAAAUCUCAUCCUGUUAUUAAUUCAGCUAAAUCUCCAGACGAGAUCGAGGACAUUUUUGAUCCAAUAACAUACAGUAAGGGUGCUUCGUUAAUCCGGAUGAUGAAGUCAUUUCUUGGAGAUGAUGUCUUCUUAAAUGGCUUGAAGAUCUACUUACAAGAAAACAAAUAUAAAAAUACGGACGCGGAAGAUCUAUGGAAGGCGUUGGAUCGUGCGGUCAAAAGUGUCAAUAAAGACAUCGACAUCAAAUCAAUCAUGGAUACUUGGACAAAGCAAAUGAAUUAUCCAAUUUUGAUUGUUAACCGAAGUGAUUCCAACACCUUCGAUUUCAAACAGAUUCAUUUCUAUGAGUCGUCUAAUGAUACUCUUUCGCCAUCCCCAUACAAUUUCACUUGGAAAAUCCCCAUUACUUACACGACAAAGGAUGGGUCAGCGAAUGAAAUCAUAUGGAUGAACAACGCUACUCUGAAGAUGGAGCUCAACGUUAUGCCAAAUGACUGGUACAUAAUCAAUAUUGGACAGAUUGGAUAUUAUAGAGUUCAUUACGUUGACAAUAAUUGGGAAUUACUGAUAGAUGAAUUACUCAAAAACUAUAGGAGUAUUCCAGAUUCUGCACGUCCACAGAUCAUCGGUGAUUUAUUCCAUCUCGCAAAUCAUGGUAACGUAUCAUUCACUACUUUCCUGAACUUGACGAAAUAUUUGAGCCAAGAAACGCAAUAUGUGCCUUGGACAACUGCCGGAAGAGCUCUUCUCUAUCUUGACCGUAUGCUUCUUUUGGAUGAGAAUUACGGAGAUUAUCAAGCAUAUGUACGUCUCCUUGUAAAUGCAGCUGUGAGAGACGUUGAUUGGAUAACUAUGAGAGAAGAUCGCAAUGAAGAGAAACAUUUGUUACGCGGAACCUUGGGGGAAAUUGCUUGUCAUGUUGAACAUGAAUUAUGUUUACUCACUGCUAGAGUGUUAUUCACACUAUGGAUGUCGGAACCUGUGACGAAUCCCAUACCGCCUGGUUUGAGAUCAGUCGUCUACUGUACAGCUAUCCGAUUUGGUGGGCAAGCAGAAUGGAAAUUUCUCAGAAGUCAGUACAAUGUUAAUGAGACGGAAGAUGUUGAAAAAGAAAAUAUCUUGACGGGAUUAUCUUGUUCUCGUGAUAUAUGGACGAUGAAACUAUACUUUGAUUGGAUUAAACAAGACAAACAAUACUGGUCAGCGAUUCCUGAAUUCGCAGUAUCUCCAAUCGGUAACAGAAUGUUGUGGGACUAUGUGCAUGAAGCGGUCAAAUCUUUGAAAACUGGCAUGGAAAAUUCAACACGUUCCCCAACUGAUAUUGAUGAAUUCACCAAAGAAGUGAUCCAGAGUCUUUCUAAUCCAUAUUACAGCUUGAAUAACAGAAAUGAUGGGGAAAAGCUUCAAGUUCAUAUUCAUGGAAAUGCAGAUACUAAAGACUCCUAUUUUAAUGGAUCUGUCACCAUAGAGAUUCAGUGUUUAGCAGCAACUGCAGAACUCUUUAUUCAUGCUUAUCCCAAUCUUAAUGUCAGUAGGGAUCAAAUCAAAAUAUUUUCAGACGAUAAGGAAGAUUCAAAGAAGACGGAAAUUCCAAUACAGACGAUAUCCUACGAUAAAGACGCUGAAUGGUACCAUAUACAGUUGAAAGAUGCACUACAACCCAAUGCAAGUUAUAAACUGAUAUUUGGUCAAUUUAAUUCUUCACUAAACUACGAACCGGUAGGAUUUUAUCUGAGUCGAUAUGCAGAAAAUGGAACUUAUAAGUACUUAGCAAGCACACAAUUUGAGUCAACUUAUGCAAGGCGUGUAUUUCCUUGUUGGGAUGAACCUGGAUUUAAGGCCGUAUUUCAGGUCACCAUCAUACGCCACAAGGAUUUCUAUACACUUUCAAAUAUGCCUGUUAACAACACGGUUGCGCUUCACGCUGACUGGCGUCAAGAUCAGUUUCAACCGAGUGUAAAUAUGUCUUCAUAUCUGUUGGCAUUUGUAAUUUGCCAAUUUCAUGGACUUCGUGCUGUUGAUUCAAAGGGAAGAAAUUUUACUGUUUGGGCAAGACCAGAGAAAAUUGAAUCAGCCAGGUAUGCUUUGGAUAUCGGUAGAAGAAUUCUUACAUACUUUGAAGAUUACUUUGGAGUUCCUUAUCCACUUCCGAAAAUGGAUUUGAUUGCAAUUCCUAAUUUUAAACAUGGCGCAAUGGAAAACUGGGGUCUAAUAACAUUUCGUGAAAGUGCACUGUUGUGGAAUCCGUAUACUGAUUCAGCUGAAUUGAAGGAAUAUGUGACAGUUGUUGUUACUCAUGAAUUAUCUCAUCAAUGGUUUGGUAACUUAGUGACGAUGAAGUGGUGGAACAACCUCUGGUUAAAUGAAGGUUUUGCAAGUUUUCUUCAAUACACUGGCACAGACUUUGUUCAACCACACUGGAAAUACGAUGAACAGUUCAUUUUUAACGGUUUGCAAAGAGCAAUGACCUCAGAUGCCUCGAUAGAAUCUCAUCCUGUUAUUAAUUCAGCUAACUCUCCAGACGAGAUCGAGGACAUUUUUGAUACAAUAACAUACAGUAAGGGUGCUUCGUUAAUCCGGAUGAUGAAGUCAUUUCUUGGAGAUGAUGUCUUCUUAAAUGGCUUGAAGAUCUACUUACAAGAAAACAAAUAUAAAAAUACGGACGCGGAAGAUCUAUGGAAGGCGUUGGAUCGUGCGGUCAAAAGUGUCAAUAAAGACAUCGACAUCAAAUCAAUCAUGGAUACUUGGACAAAGCAAAUGAAUUAUCCAAUUUUGAUUGUUAACCGAAGUGAUUCCAACACCUUCGAUUUCAAACAGAUUCAUUUCUAUGAGUCGUCUAAUGAUACUCUUAUGCCAUCCCCAUACAAUCAACCAUCAGCAGUAUGCACCAGUCAGGGUUCGGACCCAGGAGGUUCUGGUUAGAAGGCGAGCUCGUAGACCAUUAAAACAGUCGGAACCGAUCACAUGACCCAUGAAUUCUAAUUGAUUAGUUGGCAGUUGUUAAAACCCUGGAUUUCUUUGCUUCAUAUUUAAAAGAUGCAGUUAAAUUUUGUUCUGGCUAAAAUCCACUUAUCAGUUUU
Messenger RNA from Trichobilharzia regenti, 4727 nucleotides. NCBI's taxonomy places the organism in Eukaryota, Metazoa, Platyhelminthes, Trematoda, Strigeidida, Schistosomatidae. The record is from the annotation of a GenBank genome assembly.